Molecule: messenger RNA, 1488 nt
Organism: Plodia interpunctella (Indianmeal moth)
Lineage: Eukaryota; Metazoa; Arthropoda; Insecta; Lepidoptera; Pyralidae
Gene: Brms1
Product: BRMS1 transcriptional repressor
Exons: 4
Coding region: 156-836 (226 amino acids)
Biological process (GO): negative regulation of transcription by RNA polymerase II
Cellular component (GO): Sin3-type complex
Molecular function (GO): histone deacetylase binding
Source: RefSeq, a predicted model, not a curated record
GACGUGUAUGCUAUUGACGUUUAACGUCACUUGAUUUUGUUUGUUUGACAAGAGAAAAAGAGCGAAACGAAAGUUGUCGUUGGCUUUUAUCUCAAUUUCUUCCAAUAAUUUUCAGUGUACUCUAUAUAAAUUGAUAUAAUUAUUACAAUAAUACCAUGCCAUCCAUGAAAGUGGAAGGUGAUAGUGAUGGAGACGGUGAUAUGUCUGGUGGUGACACGGAAAGAUCUGGGGGAUCUUCCAGAGGCCCAGAUCGUGACUCUAGUGCCGAAGAAGCUGAUGAGCCUGACUCCGAUGAUUCCUCUGAGAUGGAUGAGAGUGAAUGCGAAAGGCGGCGGAACGAGUGCUUGGACAAUUUAGCCAACCUGGAGCGGCAGUUUACAGUGCUCCGUGAACAGCUAUACACAGAGCGAGUGAAACAUGUGGAGUUUCAACUGUCGGAGGUGCGUGGAGGACGAUCACAGGAGUACCAAGGACCAUUGCAUAGGCUGCAAGAGAAUAUGCGAAUCAGGAUCGAAGUAGCUGGGAUACUAAAAGGCAUGCGCAUAGAGAACAUAAAGCACAAGUACGAGGCGGAGGAGCAGGCUGCCCAUCAGCAUUUUAAGAGUGAAAAAUGGCUGACCUACGAGAACAUGAAAGAAGAAAUUCUAGAGAAAAUCCGGAAGUUGGAAGAAGAGCGGCAUACCGUUGAUCUCUGGUCCUAUGGGGCCGAGUGGGGGAGAAAGAGACGGAAGAGACAGGUCACCAUGUCACCCCCAUACGUGGUCUAUAUGCUGCCUGACGCCGACAUCAUGGAAGACUGGAGACUAGUUAGGAAAUUACUCGAAAGAGCAGAUUAGUAACAAGAUUAUAGUAGUAACAAGAUAAUUUUAAGUAUUACUUCUAAGGUAAAUAAAUUAUAAUAAUUCGCGUUAAGUAUUAAAUUUAGGCUGCAUUCGAAGAAAACUAUGAUUUUGUCUUUCAUGUCAUUUGUAAGACGAGAAUAUCCGUAAUUAAACUUGUAAAUUACGGAGUAUAUAUAUUUUUUAUUACUUUCCAUUUGUUUAACAUGCCUUGAUAUUAUUGGCUCUGAUGAAUAAACCAUUCGAAUUUUUGUUCUAAUUCUUUCAUGUUAUUUCAAAAAUACGAUGCAUGCAUGGCAACUGGUUUGUAUGAUCUGAUUAUAAAUAUUUUCAUUCUGUAUCUAUAGUAAAAUUGUAUUAUCUUAUUGAACUGGCUUUAAAUGGGUGACGGAAUUAUAUUUCUUGAUUUUUUUUUCUGUAUUACUUGAUUUCUUAGAUUGGAAUAAUUACAUCAAGACAUUUUGUUGUAAGUUCGGAAAGCAAGUUUUUUUAUAAACAUUUUGUGGUCUAUUGUUAAGAGCGCCAAAUCAUUGUUUGCAAUUAUGUUUCUCUGUUUACGAUACAUUUGUAUCGCAUUCUAGACUUAAAGGUAUAUAUUGUAUAUGUGAGAUGUAAAUUUUCAUUUGAAAGAAUAAAGUCUUUCAACAUU